This is a messenger RNA of Eupeodes corollae, 929 nucleotides long. RefSeq names its product translationally-controlled tumor protein homolog (gene Tctp). The transcript has a single exon. Gene Ontology annotation, cellular component: cytoplasm. Lineage: Eukaryota; Metazoa; Arthropoda; Insecta; Diptera; Syrphidae. Gene Ontology annotation, molecular function: calcium ion binding. The coding region runs from base 103 to 621 and encodes 172 amino acids. The record is from RefSeq and is a predicted model, not a curated record.
ACUUUUCGUUCUUUUUGCAUAGCGCGUGGCAUCGUGUCAGUCCAUUGUCGGUUUGACUAAUUUUUUCCGUAAAUUUCUCCAACAAAAGACCAUUUAAACAAAAUGAAAUUGUUCAAGGACCUCAUCUCCGGCGACGAAAUGUUCUCCGACACCUAUAAAAUGAAGCUCGUCGAUGAUGUAAUCUACGAAGUUUACGGAUCUUUAGUUAGUCGCUCCCAGGAUGACAUCAAAAUCGAAGGUUUCAAUCCAUCUGCCGAAGAAGCCGACGAAGGCACCGACACCAAUGUCGAAACUGGCGUCGAUAUCGUUCUCAAUCACCGCCUGCAAGAGUGCUUUGCUUUCGGCGACAAAAAGUCCUACACCCUUUACCUUAAGGACUACAUGAAGAAGCUCAUCGCCAAACUUGAAGAAAACUCCCCCGACCAAGUCGAUAUUUUCAAGACCAACAUGAACAAAGUCAUGAAGGAAAUCUUGGGCCGCUUCAAGGACUUGCAAUUCUUCACCGGCGAAUCUAUGGACUGCGAUGGUAUGGUAGCUAUGUGUGAAUAUCGCGAUAUCAAUGGAAAGAGUACACCCGUUUUCAUGUUCUACAAACACGGUCUCGAAGAGGAGAAAUUAUAAGGCAAGCACAAUGGCUGAACAAUAUCAUCAUAAAUUAUAAAAAUAAAAAUUUUAUUUCAAUUCAAUUUUUUUUUAAUUUUUCACAUAACAUACUCUAAGUAAUUCAAUUUUUAUUUUUUGUUAGUUUUUUUAUUUAAUUUUCUUUUUAUAUACAAUAAGAUGAAAAGCUACUCAAAUAUUUAACAAACAAGCGAUAAAUAAAAAUUGUACCGUGAUUGUAGAAUGAGACAAAAUACUUUUUAUUGUAAAACAACAAUUGUUCAUCGAUAUUAAUGAUAUAAAAUUCAUAAUGAGAACGAAAUGAAAAA